AUAUCAUUUCCCAAGACUUGCUUGAAUCACGAUCUUUCCCUCAUUCCUUUUCAAAUAUUCUAUGUAGAAGUGGAGGUGGUACUCCAAACGAACAGUACGCUGUCCAGAAUGCUAGGCUUCAGAUACAGCACUGCCAAUUAUCUGCUGAAAUGACCGAGAAGUUGUGGUACUGCCUCAGAUCCUGUAACUCACUGAAACAGCUCAGCAUCUCAGACUCCUCUCUCAGUUUCCCUCCAUCUCCUCCGGAGCUUCUAUCAGUCACAAAGCUAUCAGCCGAGAGAGUGACUUCACAAAGCUACAAAGGUGUGCUCUCAUCGGUACCUUGUGUGACAGACAUCGAUGUCUCUAUCGAUGAUGCAGAGACGAGCAACACUUCCCAGAUGACCACCGCCACCAGACCUAUGGGUCAGACUAGGGCUGAGAAUGAACAGUGCUUUGUUCAUAUCAGACUACACCCUUGGCCAGCAAGAACGACGGACAGGAAGAUUGAUUCUGGAGAGGCAGGUGGAGGGCUUAUUCUUCUAUUUGAAGACCAAACCAGAACCCAACAGCUGCUGUAUAUGUCCGGGGUGAAGGGCAGAGACGAAGAAGCCUUAGUCAACUUGUUUGUCAUGACUAAACAACUAACGUACUUGAAUUCAGGGAAUGCAGGUGGUUCUCUUAACAACGACGGGUAUGCCAUCCAGAAUACGAGGCUUGAGAUACAGCAGUGCCAACUAUCUACUGAAAUGACCAAAAGGUUGUGGUCCAGCCUCACAUCCUUCACCUCACUGAACCAUCUCACCAUCUCAGACUCCUCUCUCAGGUUCCCCUCAUAUCCUCCUGAGCUUCCGUUCGUCACAAAGCUAUCCGCUAAGAGAGUGAUGUCACGAAACUAUGAAGAUCUGCUCUCAUUACUUCCUGACCUGGUAGAUAUCGACAUCACUAUCGAUGAUGCAGAGAGAGACAUACCUCAGAUCACGGCUUGUCUUCGUCGUACCAGACGACAGCAGCUCAUACACGUCACCAUUACAGCAUAUUCAGCACUCCCAUCAGAGAAGAACAAUGUAUCAAGAGAGACGAUGAGAGCACUGGGUCUUCUGAUCAGAGAACGAACGAAGAACCUACAGCGGCUUUGUCUGUCCAGAGUGAAGUGCACAGACGAAGAAGAUUUGGUUGAACUUGUAGAGUCUUGCAGACAUGUGAAGACACUGAGUCUUAUAAUGCUUCUUGACUGUGGUACAAACAGAGGCGGUAAACUAAGUCUUCACAUCACUGGUCUUCGCAAUUCAAAGAAGUCAAAGAAGUCGCUCAGGGUGAUUGUCGUGCAUGAUGAUGGUAAACUCUCCGUAGAGAAAUACCAGUUAUCUUCCGAAAUGACUGAGAGAAUGUGGUCCGGUCUCAGAUCUUUCACCUUACUGAACCAUCUCACCAUCUCAGACUCCUCUCUCAGUUUCCCUUCAUCUCCUCCUGAGCUUCCAUUCGUCAGAAAGUUAUCAUCCGAGAGAGUGAUGUCACAAAGCUAUGAGGGUCUGCUCUCAUCGCUUCCUGGCUUGAGAGAUAUCGAUAUCACUAUCAAUGAUGCAGAGAGAGACAUACCUCAGAUCACGGCUGGUCUUCGUCGGACAGGAGGACAUGAGCUCACGCACAUUAGCCUUAAAGCACCUCCAUCACUACCAUCAGAGAAGAACAGUGUAUCGAGAGAGACGGUGAGAGGCUUGGGUCUUCUGAUCAGAGAACAAACCGAAAACCUGCAGCAGAUAAAUGUGUCCGGGGUGAAGUGCACAGACGAGGAAGACAUGGUUUACCUCAUCGAGAGCUGCAUGCAUGCGAAGACGAUGUCGAGAGUGUGGUUCGUCGGGUGUGGGACUACAGAGGGCGGUAGACUGGAAUAUUAUCUGACGAGUCUCGAUACAUCACCCGGCCCACUCGCUGUGUUUGUCCAGCAUGGAAUUGAUGAUAUGCAUGCGGAGGGGUACAGAAUUACCCACACUGCUUGAGCUACAGUACGGCGACAGCUGACAUAGUGCAUUGCAUUGCACCUGACAUCAUUUCUCUCACAUUGGUUGAGUUUCACUGAUGCCGACACACUACCCGGUCAAAUUUACAUGCUGUAUUGUCUCAUACCUGAUAUAUACCUGAUCUACUUCUUGGUAUUUGUUAACCUAUUUUCUACUGGAACCGGGUUGUUUUUGUACUGAAGCUAUCAUGUUAAAUCCGUAAUCAACUUUCAGGAGAAAUGAAGUUCAAAUUGAUUCAACUUCAUGUUUAGAUAAUGUCGGUCCCUGCUAACCAGCUUUAAGCAUUGUCAUUGUUAAGUAUACAAUUGAAUGUAGCUCCUAUCCCCAUUUUUUCUUAAUUGGAAUCAUUUUUACUCUUUAUUAUAGGCUUUCAAAUCAUCUAAGCAGCAGAGAUUUUUACACCCAUAUAAAUAAAUAUAUCUUAUUUGUUAAGUUACCCGGUAUUUUUUUUUCUCCAUUUACAUAAUUUUAUAUCAAGUCUCAUGAUGAUCGACGAUGUAAAUUUUUUAAUUUUUAAACAGCCGUUGAAGAAAUUUUGUGAGGAUUUUUGGAAGCAUAAAUAUUUUGAAAGAGAAUGUCAUGACUAUGAUUGUUGUUUCCAAUGUUUGGUAUGGGUGUAGGUAUACAUUUCAGUAUUUUUCAUUCUUGUAAUAAUUUGUUGUGCCUUUUCAUGAUUUUGGGCUAGCUAUAUCAAAUUGAAAAAUAGCUAAUGUGGACUUAUAAACAUAUCUUAUUUACUCGCCCUCAACGGUAAAUAUGAGAAACUGUUCAUACGCUUAUGGACAUUUUAGAUGUAGUCUUUGAACUUGAUCGAAAUGUUGAUAAGUUGCAAACUCUUGAUACAAUGUUCAAUUCAUUAAAUUCUUUAUUUGCGAAAUAUAUUAAUAAAAAAGUGCUAUAGUGAAAAGCAACGUAGAUGUGUUUAAAAGAGAGAAUGAAUAUGAAUAUGCAACCCUAUACCCACAUAAGGAUCUCUAGCCGUCGGUCGAUCCUAGCCUUAUGCCCGAUAUGAAAACUGGUCCUUUCCAUUGAAAUUUUCAAUAAAUCUGUCUUAUACGCAAAAAGUGAUUGUCUGUAUAAAACAUUGCACCAAAUGUGCAAAAAUACAAAGCGUAGAUAAAAUAUAUGAUUCUCACCGUAGAGGGCGUACAAAAUACGAUAGGUUUAAAUCCCUAUAUUAGUUUUCAAUACAAUUGUCUCUUAAAUUUAUCAUAAAAAACAUCUACAAUAUUACGUCCAUACAAAGAUUAUGAAUUUAUAUACGUAUUCGAGCUUCAAAUAUUUUAAAGAAAUAUCAUAAAAAACACAAAAUCGGCAUUACUUUGUUGUAAAAUAAUUAAAAAAACAUUUUCAGUGUGCUUUUUUUUUCCAUUAUGAGAAUCGACCCUCAAUAGUACCGUCUCCUACAUUUUUCGAUGUUAGUAAGCUAUAUUUUCUCUAAGUUUAUAAAGCUGUAAAAUGAACCUGUCCUAAAACAGUAGUAUAGUCGGUAGAAAAUACCUAAAUAUGCCAAGAUUCGUUUAACAUUUUGCUAUAGGCCUAUGUGCACUUUUCUCAUCAUACACUUCACUUCUUACUAUAAAACCCCCUUCCCACUUUAUUGAAACGACCUCCUCUCGGUCUCUGAAUCAUUCUGACCUAUUGCUUCUAUUCCAAAUUAUAGUUUAUCAUACCAAAUUAAUCUUCUUUUGUUGAAUAUAUCUAGAAUUAAGAAGGAGGAAUGAGAGCAGCAAGGGUGAAAUAGGCGAGAGAGAGUUUCGUAUUUUGGUUCUUUUAGUGCAAUAUUUAUGUUUGUUCAUAAACUUCAUUUGUCUCAUUUCACCUGGUUUUGGUCAAUUAAUGUGAUUUCAUUAUACAACGCUUUAUGUUUUAAUGGCCUUGUCUUACGUAUAUUAUUAAUCAUUGUAUUCUAGGACCAAUGAUAUCAAAAUAAUGCAAUUUAUGUCAGUUCUGUAGAUCGACAUUAUAAUUUGAGAGAUUAUACUCAAUGAAUCCCAUGGAAUGCAUACAGCUAAUGGAUGUACCUAUUGUAACAAUGCACAU
Molecule: messenger RNA, 4043 nt
Organism: Strongylocentrotus purpuratus (purple sea urchin)
Lineage: Eukaryota; Metazoa; Echinodermata; Echinoidea; Camarodonta; Strongylocentrotidae
Exons: 8
Coding region: 150-1979 (609 amino acids)
Source: RefSeq, a predicted model, not a curated record